AUGUCGGCUGCAACAUCGAUCUUGAGCUCUGGCUCUGAGAAGCUGGAUGCGUGGACUCGACGAGCUCAGCCCAAGGUGGAAAUUGAUCUGGCCGGACAAAACCCUGGUCGUGUCAAUUCCUACACCACUGGAGAGAGCGUUGAGGGCGUUGUCAGCAUUACUGCGGAACAUGACACGCGAUUUGAGGAGAUUGAGAUUGUGUUGGAAGGGCGCUCUCGAACUACGGUAGAACGAGCAUCAUGUCCCGGCCGUACAGGAUCACAACAGAUGUUCUUGAAAUUGCGCCAGCCGAUUGAAGAUGAUGAAUACCCAACCCCUCGAGUGCUGGAAGGUGGUCGUUCAUACCAAUUCCCAUUCACAUUUGUCGUACCGGACCGCCUGCUGCCCCAGGUGUGUUCGCACACCAAACAGAACGCCCACGUAGGACGUUCUCACACCAUGCUCCCGCCAACAUUGGGUGAUCCCAUGCUUGCGAGCGAUGGUAAAACACUGAUAGAUGACAUGGCUCCCGACAUGUCGCAGGUGGCAUACAUCAUUCGGGCAUCCCUUCACCAAAAACGACACGACGGUCAAACAGCCAAGUCUAUCGCCGGAGUUGCCAAGAAAGUUCGCAUCAUCCCAGUCGUGGAGGAAGAGCCCCCUGUCGAGAUCUCCGAAUUGUCGUCUCUCUGCCUGCGAAAGGAGAAGACUGUCAAGCGUGGAACGCUACGAAGCACACUGGGCAGACUUGUCGCCGGAACAUCGCAACCCAAGCCGAUUCAAUUGCUACCCCCAAGCUGCGAGCCCUCUGAUACCGUGAGCACGGUCACGACCGUCAACCUGAGAUUCGACCCUGUUGGAAACGAACAACCACCCCCACUCGGAACAAUGACCAGCAAGCUCCGCUCAAGCACUUUCUACAGUGCCUCGCCAUGGGAGGACUUCCCUCAUGGAACCGGCGUUCCUUUCUCACAAGUCGGUCGUGGUCUAUACAGUGAGGCCGUUCCCCUCUCAACUAUGUGUGUUGCUUCGGCACAAUGGACCAAGCACACACCCGACUCUCGUCGUGAUUCGGCUGAUUCGGCAUCCUCCUCCGACUCUUCGUCAACUGGCCCAUCCUCCACAUUCGCCGGCGAUACCUACUAUACUGCCUCCAUUGUGAUCCCGAUCACACUCCCCAAGAACAAAACUUACGUCCCGACAUUCCAUUCCUGUCUGAUUUCUCGCACCUACUCUCUCGAGCUCUCAUUGACCUACCACACACCCGCGGCAAACAUCAUGACCCCGACAGUCUCCCUUCGCGUUCCUAUCCAGUUCACCAGCCAGAACUUUAGCGAGUCAAUCAAGUCUUCCCUUGGUCUCGUGGUCACACAAGAGGAGUUGGACGAAUUUUUCCAGCCGCGCAACGUCACCUCUCCCACCAACUUCCACGACCCUCCAGUCAGCGAUGUUGUCAUCGAACUCGCUCCCCCUGGGUACUCGGAGACAGUGGGUGUGGCAACUCGCUGA
Molecule: messenger RNA, 1488 nt
Organism: Penicillium salamii
Lineage: Eukaryota; Fungi; Ascomycota; Eurotiomycetes; Eurotiales; Aspergillaceae
Source: the annotation of a GenBank genome assembly